Messenger RNA from Sipha flava (yellow sugarcane aphid), 669 nucleotides. RefSeq names its product zinc finger MYM-type protein 1-like. The record is from RefSeq and is a predicted model, not a curated record. The transcript has 3 exons. The coding region runs from base 1 to 669 and encodes 222 amino acids. NCBI's taxonomy places the organism in Eukaryota, Metazoa, Arthropoda, Insecta, Hemiptera, Aphididae.
AUGGGGAUCGAUGGACUGAAUAGAAAUUAUAAGUGUAUAGCUGCCACAAUCGCCGGGUGCAAAAACGAAGAAGAGCUUUAUGAAGUUUUCAAAUCCAAUCAGUUAAUAAAUUCAGAGUCAUCGAACCGUUCAACUGUAGCAUUUUUGAUCCACCGAGGUCACAAUGAAAAAAUUAACUCUAACAGUAAAGGUGUUUUUCUCGAUGUUAUUGAGUUAUGUAAAGACUUAGAUAUUGUAUACUACAUACUUGUAACAAGAAAACAAAUUUUAUUAGAAAUAGAAACUGCUCAAUUUGUUUCUAUAAUCGUCAAUGAGACUACUGGCAUUUCUAAUAUGUUUCAGUUAGUUAUUGUAUUUCGCUAUGAACUUAAAGGUCAACCAGUAGAAUGUUUUUGGGGGUUUUUAAAUCCUGAUGGACACAAUGCAGAAUCAUUAACAUCAACAAUAUUAUCUGAAAUAAAUCCUAUUUUAAAAAAUACUCCGAAUAAACUAAUAGCACAAUCGUAUGAUUGCGCGGCAGUCAUGAGUAGACAAAAGAGUGGAGUUAAUGUUAAGGUUAAGGAACUAUACCCAUAUGCGUAUUGCAUUCAUUGCUAUGCACACCAGUUAAACUGGAUUAUGACACAAUCAGUAUCUCAAAAUAAAGAAGUUCGGAUAUUUUUUUUUUAA